This is a messenger RNA of Rhizophagus irregularis DAOM 181602=DAOM 197198, 626 nucleotides long. RefSeq lists its product as uncharacterized. The record is from RefSeq and is a predicted model, not a curated record. Lineage: Eukaryota; Fungi; Glomeromycota; Glomeromycetes; Glomerales; Glomeraceae.
UUUUCGUCACAUUUUACAAAAUUAUGUCUUUAUAUAAAAAUUUUAGAAAGUGUGUUAUAGGAUGUUUGAGCAUUCCUCUUGCUUUAUUAAUUUUAGUUUGUCCAGCGUUAGAUAUCGCAAAAAUUAUAAUUUUUAAUCACACUAAUGGUGAAUUAAAGUUAUAUGAUAUAGAAUACGCAUACUUGAGUUAUUCAUUUUUAAUGGUUGUCGUAUUAUUUUGUUGUACUAUAUGUAUUUCUCGUGGAUUCAAUAAUAUGGCAGAAAAUUCUGCUAAAUCAUUAAGUUGUUUCUUACCAUUUAUUUGGAUAUCCGUUUUAGUUAUAUAUACAAUAUCAACUAGAAAUGAAUUAGGAGAGAUACCAUUUUUUUGUCCAGAAAAUUAUAAUUAUAAAUCAUCAACAAUACGUUUAGCAUGUCAAAUAAGAGCAGCAAAUAUAAUUUGUGUAUGGUCAUUUACUAUUUAUAUUAUGUUCUUUCUUAUAAUUUUACUCGGUUUACCUUCUGAAAAGAAACCUAAAGUUGAUAAAGAUUAUGAUCAAAUUGAAGAAGUUUAUAGUAAAGAGGAUAAAUUUAAUAAGUUUGAUAAAGAGGAUAAAAAAGAAGAUAAAUAAUCAAAUUUAUUUUUA